Messenger RNA from Daldinia vernicosa, 2865 nucleotides. RefSeq lists its product as uncharacterized. The record is from RefSeq and is a predicted model, not a curated record. Lineage: Eukaryota; Fungi; Ascomycota; Sordariomycetes; Xylariales; Hypoxylaceae. The coding region runs from base 279 to 2447 and encodes 722 amino acids. The transcript is spliced from 3 exons.
GCUUCGCAGCUUCACCUAUCGUUAUCAACUCUAAUUCAUGUUGGUCUCCACCGCCAUGCGUCAGGCAUGUGCAUAUUAUUAUGACUUCCAGAAGUUACGACGCCUUUCAAGACUAAAGACCUUCCAACUACAAUAAUUAUUUGCAAGAUAUCCGCAAUAUAUCUGCAAUAAUUAAUCCGAGCCUCGUCUCCCAGCCUCGUCUCCUAUCAUCUUUCGUUACCACCAUUAACAUCAAAUCCACCGAUAAGCACUGGCCGCCCUUGGUAAUCUGUGAUGAUAUGGCGAAGGACACGAGCUCCAUUGGCGGGGAGCUCCAAGUGAGCAAAUGCUACUGCGAGACCGGUCGCAAGAGACAUCGCAUCUCCAUGUCAAUACAGAUACCCUUCGAGGCCAAUCACCCCGCAGGCGAAAUCAACGUGAAUAACGAUGCGGAUGGACAAAGUAUCGACGAUACUAGUGAUUCGGAGGAAGCCAUCGAAGAUGACGAUCUCCAUAUACUUGAAAACGAGGAUGAUUAUGAUGAUGGUAUAACGCAAUCGGAUAUAGAAGAUGAUCUGGCCUUUAUAGAGGCUUUAGUGCCCAAUGAACCAGAAGAUUUAUCCACGGAUGGGCUCUUCGACCCUGGAAUGGAUGACUUUGAUGACUUUACCGACCAGGAACCUACUACGGAGCCGGAUGGCGCAUUGGAGGAAGAAGGACCACCGCGGAUUGCGACAUGGAGGUUGAACCUUACGGCACUAUCACAAGUCUACAACAUGUACAUGGUGGCAUACACAGACAAGAUAUACGUCUCCCGACCCCGCAGCUGCAUUACAAACUCCUUGCCCGCGGAGCCUGACCUCAUCCUACGACCUCAGCCUAGCGCGAUGGGUAUCGAAGUUGGUGGGUACCUAGAUAAUAUAUUCCCGCAUCAAGUAAAUCAUCUGGUCGUUGGUGAUCUUGGCGAUCAGGAAGUUCUACUACUUGCCUACGACGAUGGCGAUGUCAUCGGAUACUACACUCGGGCUAUUGAAAAUGAGCUUCUGCGCCGUGAGAGAGACGGCCGAGAUCUUGAAAUCGUUCCCAAGCCAUUCCUUCACGAGAAUGUGGGGAAGAGCGCCUGGGGGCUUGCAGUUCACAAGAACUCUCGCCUCAUAGCCGUCAGUUCCAACCUGCACACCGUCUGUGUUUUCGUCUUUGCCUUAACCGGGAAGCAUUAUAGACAUAAUCCCGGAGUCGACACGGUUGAAUUCUUUAGGAACGUCGCUAAGGAUCUAAAUGGUAAUACAUCAGAAUCAUUAAACAGCAGUCCCACACCCGAUAAGGAGACUGGCUAUGUGUCUCCGCUGGAAAAAGCAAUCCGACGUCGAGAUGCCAACUGGCGAAUUAUCCUAGAAACUGGUCGGGAAGGAGCCAAUAUCCCGAAUAUCGCCUUUGCCAACGACAAUGAGGGGAAAGCAGAUAAGAUUGUAGCGAUAGAUAUCGAAGGAAGGCUCUGGGUGAUGGAUAUUUGGAACUUUUCCGGCCGUCCUUUCGUCAAGAUCGAGGACCUCUACUCAGCUCGCUCACGGAACUCGAGGUUUCAUUAUGACGCUUUCCGCAAGCCUCGGGGCUGGGGUGUUCUCGUACUCCCUGAAAGCAGCUUCCUCCCGGCAGCCGAUUAUAAGGACUCUCUGGGCCUAGAACAAGAUAAUAUCAGAUUCAUUUCCCACGAGAGGAUUGGACAUUGGUUUGAUAUCAGCAGGGGUAUCAAAAACGUGAAGAACAAUUCGCCGGUUCAUCCGUGGGUGAGAUGGGAUAAAAUCUCACGAUUCUCGUUCAACCCCGUUGAGCACAGGGGUAUACCACCUGGGGGUUCAUGGUUUGAAUUCGACCAGAGGAUGAAGGUCCCUGACUUAAGCGCCCCGCUGGAGUUUUGGCCAGGCAAAACCGGCCCUGGACAAGAGGAACCUAAGACCAUUCUCACAGAUGGAAGCAGUAUUCUACGAACAUACGAGGUCGAUCUUGAACUUCGCAGUUUUGAGGAGGGUGGUAUAGGUAUAAUGUUUGAGAAAGCCAUCGACCAGUCUCGACCUCCACAUGCAGUGACCCCAGCAAUGAGAAUAUCUCAUGAACGCCUGGCGAACCUCAUACACGUCCCGGAACUGUCGCUCGUCGUAGCCGGCUCAUUGUGCGGGCGGGUGGCGCUUGUCACUUUGACGCGUCCCCCAAAGAAUUUCCUAUUCAAGCGAGGCUUCAAGGUUGAGGCCGUCCUGCCCCUGAAACGGGAUGAAGAUAACGAGAUGCGACCUAUCUGCCCCUUACUAGGGGUGGCUGUCGGACCAGUGCCGUUCUCGGGAAAUGUAGAACGAGCAACCGGUCCUGUUGGCCGAAGACGAUACCGCAUCAUGCUUCAGUACUACGACCUCAGAAUUCUCAGCUACGAAAUAUCUCGAAACUCAUUAACAGACCCCCUCUCCAUUGUAUGAGGGCCACGAAUUUCUUUCUCUUCUGUACAAAAUCACUUUCAAGAUACCCAGGGUUUCGUGGGAUGUUUUCGAAUCGAGGCUGGGCUAAACCAGCAGGCGUUUAGGUUGCAUAAGGACAAGGGAGGACGGACGAGGCUCUUGAAUCAUUUGUCAUGUUGCAUGGCGUUCCCGUGAAGGAUUGAAAAAGGAACCAAAAAGGUGACAAACCGAACAAAUUGGCAUGAAUAAGGCUUGACUUGCUCAGCUUAGCUUUUCAGCUACUACAUGGCUAAACGCAUAGGUACUACGAAAUGCCGCGGAGGUUAACCCGUGGGGGGACCAGACCAGCCGGACAGGGAUUGGUUUCUAGAAAAAGCCACCUGGACUAGGGUAAUUCGAGAUAGUUGAAUUUGGGCUCACGCUCGCUUUCUGAACAAAA